AUGAGUGAAGUUACGUUUCUCAUUCCUUUUGCUGCUGUACAAUCUGCCAUGGUUAUGCGCCUGUACGCACUGUCAAAUGGGCACAAGAAAACUCUGAUGUGCAUGACCAUCUGUCUUCUGCUGGAGCAGUCAGUGAAUGCCAUCGUGUCAGGUGUUGCAUUUCGCGGAAUGAACACUUCAACGAUGACGGAAGCUAACUUCUCGGGGGUUUACGCAUGCAUGUAUAGUUCACUCAGUUUGCCGGUUUGGGUCAUGACGAUCGUCAAAUGCGGGUUCUUGCUCUUCCAAACCAUCAUUAUUGCCUUGACAUGGCAUCGCUUUUGGGUCUAUCUCAGGGAGACUCAACAGCGGCUGACUUUUGAGCUCUGGUCGAAGGAUGAUAUAUGGAUUGUCCUCGUAAGAGACAACACCAUGCUUUACCUCGUAUCAUCUUUACCUUUGAUCUUUGUCGCAAUAAUGGACGCAGAUCAAGGUCUUUCUGAGGUCAGCCGUCUGAAUCACCAAGUCGGCGGCAACGUUACUGAAGCACCGUCACUGUCUCUUGCACAGACUCCCACUCUUGGGCUAUCGGUGAUUAGCGUCGUCCUGGAGCUUCUAUGGACCUCGGUAAUCGGCCCACGCAUGAUCCUCAAUAUCAAAGGAUACGACACACCCGUUAGGAUGAGCCAGGGCCCGGCGACGUUGCCAGUCAUACAGGACAAAGCAACGAAGUGCGACAUUCAACUAAGCAUCAUGGUGCAUAGGGAAACUUCCAUCAUUGAGUAG
This is a messenger RNA of Coniophora puteana RWD-64-598 SS2, 765 nucleotides long. RefSeq lists its product as uncharacterized. The coding region runs from base 1 to 765 and encodes 254 amino acids. Lineage: Eukaryota; Fungi; Basidiomycota; Agaricomycetes; Boletales; Coniophoraceae. The record is from RefSeq and is a predicted model, not a curated record. The transcript has 4 exons.